Branchiostoma floridae (Florida lancelet) is the source of this 2228-nucleotide messenger RNA. RefSeq names its product cAMP-regulated D2 protein-like. The transcript has 6 exons. The record is from RefSeq and is a predicted model, not a curated record. NCBI's taxonomy places the organism in Eukaryota, Metazoa, Chordata, Leptocardii, Amphioxiformes, Branchiostomatidae. The coding region runs from base 461 to 2107 and encodes 548 amino acids.
UUGUACAGCAACCUGAUAUAAACACCGACGCAAACAAGAAAUGAAUCUCUUUACCAGAGGAAAUGUUUUGCAGAUUUGACAACUAGGGGUAAAUCACACACUUGCUAUAGGAUAUCUUCGUCCCUCAAGUUUCGGCUGCAUACAUUCCUACCUGCAGUCCUUGUAAACGAAGGCCCGCAAAACGUGAAUUACAACAUCACGUUAUUUCUGCUGAAUGGGUUUGCGGAACGAGAAGUGGUUCUAGCUUCCAACGUCCUCGACCUCCGUGGACUGACAACAAGUCCUCUGUACCUCGCUCGUCCAGUAGAUUUUGAUGUUCUUCUGAUGUUUUUCUGCAGUAUAUAUAGACCCUGAACUUUGGACCGUUCGUCCUGAUUUCAACGAUUGCGUAGGAAGAUAAGGGAACGGAUUCGACUGUUUUAGCAACACGUCUAGAAACCAGACGUAUGUAAUAACCGUUAUGGGCAUUUUGGAGAAUUUACGCCUGGUUGCCUGCGCGCUCGGCUUGCUGUGGUGCGACCCUGUCCAGAUCACAGCCGACAGCGGGCCGCUGAUCGAGACGUCCUUCGGUAAGGUGCAGGGACUCUACACCGAGAAGGCUCGCGUGUUCUACGGGAUACCCUACGCCUCAGCGCCGACGGGCCCCCUACGAUGGAAGCCUCCACAGGAUCCGGCCUCCUGGGCUCCAAACGUGCUGCAGGUCACGGAGAAGGAGGCGGCAUGUCCGCAGAACUGUACCCUUCCCCCUCACAUGUGUCCUGCUAAGACGGACGAAGACUGCCUGUACAUGAACAUCUUCACGCCUAUGAAUGCGUCUGAACAGUCUAUGCUUCCGGUCAUGAUGUGGAUACAUGGCGGACAGUUCAUCAGGGGGUCAAGCGAGGUCAUCUUAUAUGACGGGCAGUACUACGCCAAUAAGACAGGAGUCGUUGUUGUAACGUUCAACUACAGACUGGGUGCCCUUGGAUUUUUGCUGGCUGGCACCGGGAAGAACGCAUCCACAGGUAACUAUGGAAUCAUGGACCAGCGACUGGCGAUGCAAUGGGUGCAGGAGAACAUCGAUGCGUUUGGUGGCGAUCCAAAACAGGUCACCCUAUUUGGUCAAAGUGCUGGCGGUAUGUCCAUCAGUGUCCAUCUCUGUAAUAAACAAUCAGCCGACCUAUUCAAGCAAGGCAUCAUCGAGAGCGAUCCUCUGGGAAUCCCAUACAGAACACAGGAUGAGGCCACCAGACUUGGAAAUUACUUCGCAGAAGAGCUAGGCUGUCACCAUGGCGACAUCACGUGCAUGGCGGGAAAACAGCCACAAGAUAUCAUCGUUGCUCAGACUAAGGCAGGGAACAAACUGCAAGUGAGUCUGAAGUAUCCCAUCGAGAUUUUCGUGCCGUGGGGUCCACAUGUGGACGGCAUGGAGCUGCUAGAACAAACCGUGGACACUUUUCGAAAGGGAAAUGCGCAGAAGAAGCCAAUCAUCAUCGGCACCACCAGUGAAGAAGCGGUCAUGUACGUGUAUGAGGGGUUCGGCAAGCCGGUGUCAGCUCUGGGGUACUACGAAUACUUGACUGGGUUUUUGCUGCCUUCGCUAGCGAUAGAACCGUGGAAAGUCUUAGAAGUUCUUCGCGAAUACCCGGCAGAUAAGAGCAGCGACGACCAAAGGCCAAUCAUGGCGACGCUCGGGACUGAGUGGUUGUUCACAUGCGCGAACCGAGCGGCCGUGAGGGGUCACGUGGGUGCGCAGAACGACGUGUUCUUGUACCAGUUUGCGCACGCGUUCUCCUUCCCAGGGUGGGGCCCCCACUUCCAGUUUUGUGUCAAUCACAGCUGUCACGGGGCGGAGCUUCCCUUCUCCUGGCACGGUAACUCCAUGGACCUCUACACGUACACGGCGGAAGAAGUGACCCUAGCUGACCUCAUGGCCUGCUAUUGGUCCAACUUUGCCCACACAGGUAACCCCAACAACGGCCCAUGCCAAGAGAAGUCCGCCCCAGAAUGGCCUGCGUACAAUGACGACGCGCGGAAAUAUAUCAACUUCCAGACGCCGGCCAGCAUGGCCAUGCAGGACCUGGAUGGUCCUAGCUGCGAUUUUUGGGAUUCAAUUAAUGACUACUAAAAGCUUUUGAGAGCAAUAUUGACGGAAACCUAGUUAUGAAAUCCCUUUGCCGUGAGGCUCAUCAUUUCAAUACGAGUAUUGUGCUCUUAACUUACAGGGCAUAUUAAAAGAUGCAUCAGCA